AAACCGGCACUAUAAAAGGACCGCCAUGCGCAAAACUACGCAGUCCGUCCGUUAUUCUCGCCCUGCGCCUCAUAAUUUCGCUGGUCCUCGUUCCAAUAUUCUUCUCUACGACGAUCAGUCUUGCUACUAACCAUGUUAGAUUUAGGUUAGGUCAGUCUUCCUCUUUCAUCUAUCUCCGGCUCCCACCGGCACGAUGGCUUCGACAUCCUCGUUCCGUCCAAUGGGUAGCAAGGAACAACUCGUAGACAUGUGGAAUGUGGUGAUAAAGGUAAACCAUGGUGAUAAUCUCAGGCGAUUCAAUGCCCACAUGCGUCAACAAUAUAUGUUAUUUGAAUAUGACAUGACAAAACUGAGAGCUAAAAUAUCAAGUCUCUUCAAGUUUAGUCCUGAUGCAGUUCUUGAACUUACCUAUACUGAUGAAGAUGGUGAUGUGGUGGCUCUAGAAAAUGAUGAUGAAUUGUGUGACGCUGUUCUUUAUCAGAGUUUAAACCCUCUAAGGAUAAAUGUUCAGAUAAAAUCGUAUUCAACCAAUGGUUCUUAUUCAGGAAAAAGUCCGGUGAAAAAUUCUGAUUCAAAUUCUGAUACUGGAUCUGAUAAAGCAAUUUCAGCUUGUGACAGGUUUUCUCAACUUGCAACUGGACUGAAUCCUACUGUUGAAAGCUCUCCGAAGUCGGAUCCUGAGCCAAUUCUUCGAGCCCUUGCAAAUAUUUUUCAUGAGGUGAUACAAACUGCAUCAACCACACCUAUGCUUAGUGAACUUUUGACACUCUUAUCCAAGAAGCAACUAACAAAAGUCUCCCAAUCUUCUCACAAGUCUACUGGCAACCCAGUGGGCAUCUCUUGUGGAACUCCUGGUCUAGUAUACUCUAAUACUGGUAAUGAACCAACAGUUUCAAAUCACAAGCCUCAGACUAACUUUGUUAGUCCAAUUCCAGAAAAUAUUCAAAAGACGGAUGAAAUUGACCACUCAAAGCAAUGUUUGCGAUGCAUAACCUAUGCUCCUGUAAUUUUUGAUCAGAAUAUAAGCAAGGAACAAAAGGAAGUAUGUGAUGUUUUUCGUGAUGGGAAACCCAUGGCUGCUGCUGCUAAGCUUCCUUCUUUGUCAACUACUACUCUGGUUGAUAAUAAUUUCAUGGAAAGUUUUGACAAGCUAAACCCCAACAUUGCUCCAAACGUUUUGCAUGGAAAUUCCAGAGCCAAUAUGCUUCCCUGUGAUACUACUACUGGACGUCCUUUUGAUUCAAUUUUCUCUUUCAAACAACAAGAUGGUUCCACUUCUCAUGUUGAUGCCAUAGGAAACAGGACAUUUGCUUCUUCAACUGCAUUUCCUCUCCAUUCUCCAAUGCUGCACCCUUGUGAAAGGUCAUCUAGCUCUCUUGAUAGCAUGCCACGUCCUUUCCACAGGGGUAUCAUAUGUGAUGGAUGUGGGAUGCACCCUAUUGUGGGGCCAAGAUACAAGUCUACUGUGUUUGAAAAUUAUGAUUUAUGCAGUACUUGUUUCCGAGAUAUGGGCAGUGAGACUGAGUACAUGAGAAUCGAUUGGUCUGAUUUCCAAUUCCCUAAAGCGGUGAAAGACCAACACAAGCUUCAGUAUGGUAGCCAACUUCCUUCAACACUUGCUUCCCCUAAUUGGAUGAAGGCGCCCAUACCAAAACUUGAUAGUUGCUUCAUCAGAGAUGUAACUGUAUGGGAUGGAACUGUGAUCGGCCCUUGUUCUCGCUUUACGAAAAUAUGGAAGAUGCGCAACAAUGGCACAAUUUCCUGGCCAUUUGGAACACAACUUGUAAGGCUUAGAGGAGACUACUUAGGGGGCCAUGACUCAGCCAUAUUGAAGAUUCCUGAGACAGGAUUGCCAGUGGAUGAGGAACUUGACAUUGCAGUUGAUUUUUUUUCACCAUCAGUACCAGGUCGAUACAUGUCAUACUGGCAGAUGUUAUCCCCUUUUGGGCAAAAGUUUGGGCAGGAGGUUUGGGUCAUUAUCCAGGUUGACGAUCAUCACCAACGGGCUUCUGCUUUUCUCAACAUGAAUUUGCCCACUAAAAGCAGUCAGCAGAACAAUAAAGUCGUCGUGGAUGUCGGCGAACCCGAGCCCUUGGAUUCAAACAAUUUAUCAGUGAAAAUGUUUAAGCCAGUUCUGCCAGCUGCAUCUCAAAUUUCAAAUCCUUAUAUUGAUAUUUCAAAAUCUUUACCACCUGCUAGUUAUCAUCCUCUAAUUGAUACUCCAUCUGAUGCUCUCGCCAAAGAGGACAUGGUGGAGCAAACCUUACUAAGAGAGCUAGAGGAGAUGGGCUUCAAGCAGAUUGAUUUGAAUAAGGAGAUCCUGAGGCAGAAUCAGUAUGACCUGGAGCAGUCGCUGGAGGAUCUCUGUGCCUUUAUUGAAUGAGAUCCACUUCUCCAAUACUUCCGGAAUGAGAGCUGAACAGGAAGCCUCAAUCGAAUUUCAAGGCUCUUAUUACCGGAGAGAAAGAUGAAUAAUUAUAGCUUAUAUAUAAGUUGAAAGUGGAUUUCUUAUAUGUUUAUUUAUGACAAAUAAGGAUGCAAUUUACGCUUUGGUUUUACUGUUCUGCUAUAGCUAUAUAUAAUUUCGAACACUUACAUUUUGGUUUUACUGUUCAACUAAAGUCCAAGUUUACAAAGGGGAGGAUUUGCAUGAUGUUUCGUUGCUGCUGUAUCUUCUUUCACCUUUUGUAACAGUUAUUUUUCUUGUUUUAUUCAACUACUUUGGCUUUGAUU
This is a messenger RNA of Dendrobium catenatum, 2733 nucleotides long. RefSeq names its product protein NBR1 homolog. Lineage: Eukaryota; Viridiplantae; Streptophyta; Magnoliopsida; Asparagales; Orchidaceae. Gene Ontology annotation, molecular function: zinc ion binding; protein binding. Bases 194 to 2383 code for a protein of 729 amino acids. The transcript is spliced from 7 exons. The record is from RefSeq and is a predicted model, not a curated record.